AUGGCGCCCCCGUCCGUGUCGCGUUACCUGCCCUUCUCGCCCUCCACCACGGCGCUGCAGGCCGCGACCUACCUGCUCGGCAUCUCGCUGUUUAGCAUUUCGUUUCUCGUCUUCCUCAACAGCUCCGUCUCCUUUGUCAUCACCGACCUCAUCGGCAAGAAGCACGGCGUCGGCAACAUUGUCGGCACGCUGGGCUUCGCCGACGAGCUCGUCGCCCUGGUCGCCUGCCCAGCAUGGGGUCUUGUGUCGGAUCGGCUCGGUGUUCGCUGGGUCGCCGCCAUUGGAUACACCAUCAUCGCCGCCGCGCUGGCGCUCUUUGUGCAGGCCAAAAAUGUGUACCCGCAGCUUCUGCUGGCACGUAUUCUCUUUGCCGUGGGCGCAUCUGCUGCCGCAACCAUGGUGACAGCCAUUCUGCCUUCGCUGACAUAUGAUGCCGGCGCCACCAAGAAUAACAAGUCGCCUGUCCCAAGACUCACGCGCAAUCCGCGCCACAGCGCCGUCUUCUCGGUAGAAUCAGAGGCCACCAUCACGCCAGAGAGGUACUCGCGCAGCUUAUCUCGCGAGCGCGACGGGUCCGUGGGGCUCGCGCCUGAAACGCCCACGGAAGCGAGAAAACCAUCGGUCCUGGCUGGCUUCGUUGGCUUGUUCACUGGCUGCGGCGCUCUUCUGGCUCUGGCUCUUUUCCUGCCAUUGCCUGUCAGGUUUGGCGGCAUUGAUGGAGUUACGCCAGGGCAGGCCGUCUCAUACAGCUUCUAUGUCGUGUCAGGCGUGUCGCUUCUGGUCGCUGUCUUUGUCUUUAUUGGCCUGCGCAACCUGCACGGCGAAGAUGGCAAGGGCUGGCGCGUGCUCCUCGGCCGCAAAAGCUGGUAUCAGACACAGCUGGAUGAUGAGUCCGACGAGCCUGGACGAAAAGUCGUCCCUUAUGUUAGUCUUCUCAAAGAUUCCGUACUCUUGGCCUUCAAAGACUCCAGGAUCAGCCUUGGAUAUAUAGGGGGUUUUGUGGCGCGAGCCUCAACGGUCGCCAUUUCCCUGUUCAUUCCGCUCUACGUCAACACCUACUUCAUCAGCAACGGCUAUUGCACCGGAUCGCCGCACGACCCCUCGCCAGAGCUCAAAAAGGAGUGCCGAUCCGCCUACAUUCUCUCGUCAAUUCUCACUGGCGUGGCGCAAUUGAUGGGCCUCAUCUGCGCCCCCGUCUUUGGUUAUGUGUCUAGCCGCAAGAGCCGCGUCAACUACCCCAUUAUAGUUGCAACCGUAUUUGGCAUUGUUGGGUACCUUAUUCUGCCGCAGCUUCAAAGCCCCGAGAUUAAAAACGUGGACGGUCGUGGCGGCACACCCGCCGUGUUCCUCGUUGUCAGCCUACUUGGCAUCAGUCAGAUUGGCAGCAUCGUAUGCAGCCUCGGCGUUCUCGGCCAGGGUGUUCUUGCUGUUGACUUGCAGCGUACAUCCCUGCGCGACGAAGCGGCCCCCUCGCUGGCCCCAGACGAGGAUGAAUCUGGAGAUGACCACGAGCCUCGGAUUCGUAUCGCGACCGACGAAGCCACCGGCUCACGUGUGCGUCUCAAGGGCUCCAUUGCGGGCGGGUUCCUAUUCGACACGGCGAAUACCGGAGCGCCGUUUUAUAUGAUGGCUGGCUUCAAUGCAUUGUUGCUCAUCGCUAGCUUGUGGGUGGACGCUGCCCAAGCUUUUGCUCGCGUUUGA
This is a messenger RNA of Akanthomyces muscarius, 1701 nucleotides long. RefSeq lists its product as uncharacterized. Bases 1 to 1701 code for a protein of 566 amino acids. The transcript has 3 exons. Gene Ontology annotation, biological process: transmembrane transport. NCBI's taxonomy places the organism in Eukaryota, Fungi, Ascomycota, Sordariomycetes, Hypocreales, Cordycipitaceae. Gene Ontology annotation, molecular function: transmembrane transporter activity. The record is from RefSeq and is a predicted model, not a curated record.